GUGGCCGCUCCGUCCGCACCUGAGAGCAGCACCUGAGAGCACCACCAUGGCACCCUACUUCACCACCGGAUACCCUUUUCAAGGUCAGGGUCGGGUGAACCAGCUGGGCGGGGUGUUCAUCAACGGGCGCCCGCUGCCGAACCACAUUCGGCUGAAGAUCGUGGAGCUGGCGGCGGCCGGGGUGCGUCCGUGCGUGAUUUCGCGGCAACUGCGCGUUUCGCACGGCUGCGUGUCCAAGAUCCUGAACCGCUACCAGGAGACGGGCUCGAUCCGGCCGGGCGUCAUCGGGGGCAGCAAGCCGCGCGUCGCCACCCCCGAGGUCGAGCGACGCAUCGACCAGUACAAGCGCGACGCCCCGGGCAUCUUCUCCUGGGAGAUCAGGGAGCGCCUCAUCAAGGACGGCGUCUGCGACAAGGCGUCCGCACCCUCCGUCUCGUCCAUCAGCCGGCUGCUGCGCGGCGCCACCAACACCAUCGGCGCCAAACGCGAACUCGACGUCACCGACCACCUCAUGGCCAAGAACCACAACAUUGACACCAUCCUUGGGGGUUGUUCCAUGAGUUCUGGUGACGAAGAUUCGGACACAGAGAGUGAGCCUGGAAUUCAACUGAAGCGAAAGACCCGUCGCAGUCGCACCACCUUCUCAGCAGAGCAACUCGAAGCUCUCGAACGGGCCUUUGAACGAACGCAGUACCCUGACGUCUACACCAGGGAAGAACUGGCACAAAAAUUGACUUCAAGGACGAAAUUGACGGAGGCGCGAGUGCAGGUUUGGUUUUCCAAUCGGCGAGCGCGACUUCGGAAGCAGUUGAAUGGACAGCCGCACCAAUCGCCCGCGGCCUUCCACACGCCCGACCAACCCUUCCAAACAUCUCAAUUAGGUGCACCAUGGGCACAUCAGCCCUCAUACCCUUCCUAUUACCACCAAGACUUCCAUCAAGAGCACUCCUGGGCCACCAAAAGGGUCACUGACCCUUGGAGCUCCACCACUUCUGCUCUCACAGAUCCAAGCAGCCAAGGCGGCUCGGGGCAUCUGAUGUUCGCGAGCGGCUCCUCUUCCUACAGCGGCUUUGCAGCGAACGGCGGCGGCGUCGAGGCCAAAUCCGGCUGCUAUCCGUACCUCGGCCAACUGCCCGCCGUCGACUCGGCCGUGCACUGUUGAAUCGACCUUCGUGCCCAAUGCACCUCCUGAUAACUUAUUUACCCGCACCAGGCACGACUGAUAUAAUUAUUCUCUCUUCGCCUUUUUGUACAUUAAAAUAAAAAAAGAAGUAUAGGUCUCACAAAUGCACAUUUAAUGCAAGAUAAAAUAAAAACUACCUCUAGUUUGCAGUGC
Molecule: messenger RNA, 1336 nt
Organism: Neocloeon triangulifer
Lineage: Eukaryota; Metazoa; Arthropoda; Insecta; Ephemeroptera; Baetidae
Product: protein gooseberry-like
Exons: 6
Coding region: 47-1162 (371 amino acids)
Biological process (GO): anatomical structure development; regulation of transcription by RNA polymerase II
Molecular function (GO): DNA-binding transcription factor activity, RNA polymerase II-specific; RNA polymerase II cis-regulatory region sequence-specific DNA binding
Source: RefSeq, a predicted model, not a curated record